Messenger RNA from Nematolebias whitei (Rio pearlfish), 421 nucleotides. RefSeq names its product peptide YYa (gene pyya). Gene Ontology annotation, molecular function: neuropeptide Y receptor binding; neuropeptide hormone activity. Bases 149 to 421 code for a protein of 90 amino acids. The transcript is spliced from 3 exons. NCBI's taxonomy places the organism in Eukaryota, Metazoa, Chordata, Actinopteri, Cyprinodontiformes, Rivulidae. The record is from RefSeq and is a predicted model, not a curated record. Gene Ontology annotation, biological process: neuropeptide signaling pathway; feeding behavior. Gene Ontology annotation, cellular component: extracellular region.
GCAGAGGAAAACCAGACUCACAAGGAGAUCAAACUCCUAACUCCUUAGUGGUGCAAACAAGAACCUCUGUUUCUCCAAGGGACCACCUGGAACACAGACCAUCACCUAGAACCCAGACCACCUCCUGGAUCUUCUUAAUCUUCUUAAAAUGGUCGUGAUGCUGAAGCCAUGGACGAUGCUGGCGGCCACAGUGGUGUGUGUGCUGGUAUGUCUGGGAGCACUGGCGGAUGCCUACCCCCCAAAACCAGAAAACCCUGGUGAGGACGCACCACCUGAAGAGCUGGCAAAGUACUACACCGCCCUGAGACACUACAUCAACCUGAUCACCAGACAGAGGUAUGGAAAGCGCUCUGCUCAGGAGGAUGUGGUUUCAGAGCUGCUGUUUGGUGGUGACAGCAACAGAGAUCACAGAUCAAGGUAA